This is a messenger RNA of Astrephomene gubernaculifera, 474 nucleotides long. Lineage: Eukaryota; Viridiplantae; Chlorophyta; Chlorophyceae; Chlamydomonadales; Astrephomenaceae. The record is from the annotation of a GenBank genome assembly.
CCCCUCUCCAGGCCCGCUCUCUACCCUUCCGGCGUCGUCGGCGGCGGCAGUCGGCAUGGCGCUUCGUCUUCCGCCGCCGCUUCGUCUUCCGCCAACGGUCCGCCUGCCCCCACAUUGUCGUUGUACGGCAGCGCUCUGAGCAACUGCCUGGACCAUUUGGAGGCCUUCAACGACCGGCAGUUGGCGGCGCUGUUUGACGUACUGGCGGCGGUUACCGGCGGCGCGGAAGGUGUGGCGUGGAGGGCGGCGGCGGAGGCACGUGAGCAAGCCGCGACCCGCCGACGGCGAGCCGACGAUGCCGCCAUGAGGGGUGUCGUACGGAUACCCGGCGGAGCCGGCGGGCGGUUGGAAACGGACGUUUUGAUCGUUGUGGAUAAGGCCCUCAAAGGGGCUGCAGCGCCGUACAAGCGGAUCGGGAUUGCGGGCGCGUUGUCGUACUUGAGGCGUGUGGGCGGCGCGUUGGCGUUACUGGCG